AAUCUGGCCCGGAGGGACAGAAUCCCUGAUUGAGAUUUCGGGGCGAUGCACUGCGCCCAUCCACGCGCGUUUCUGCUGCGCGCUGCGACUCUCGAGAUCUACGACGAUGCCCGGCGAUUUGGAAGGGUCGAUGCUAAUUGAGCCCAAGCGCGACGGGGCGGCCCUGCUGGGCUCGCCCGCCGUCGAUUCCUGGUCGGCCGCGUCAUGGCUGGCCAUGCAGCUCGCCGCCCUCCUCCGUCUGCUCUCGCCGUGGCCAACCAAGUCCGGCGGCGCCAGCGGAAGCGGCAGCAGCCACCCCGACAAGCUCAGGCCGACCGCGUAUCUCGACGGCCUGAGGGGAUUCGCCGCCUUCCUGGUCUACUGGCACCACCACGAAUUAUGGGCUCACGUGCCUCUCCAGGUCACCGCGCUGGAGUCGAGCUACGGGUAUGGGGGCUAUCACUACUUCGCCGCCCUGCCCGUCGUCCGCAUCUUCUUCCACGGCGGCCACUUCGCCGUCGCCACCUUUUUCGUCAUCUCCGGCUACGUCCUGUCGGCCAAGCCUGUGAGCCUCAUCCACGCGGGCGAGCAGUCGAAGCUGGCCGACAACCUGGGGUCGGCCCUGUUCAGGCGCUGGAUGCGGCUCUACAUCCCCGUCCUCAGCACCACCUUUCUUUUCAUGACCCUCGUUUACACCUUCGGCAUCUGGGUCGACGUCCCCGGCAAGCUGGAGCAGAACAGCUACUUCGCGGCCGUGUGGAACUGGUACUGCGAGCUGAAGAACUUCAGCUUUGUCUUUAACACGGGCAGCGUGCCGUGGCUCUCCUACAACUUCCACCUCUGGUCGAUCCCUGUCGAGUUCAAGGGCUCCAUCGUCAUCUACACGACCCUCCUCGCUCUGGCGCGGUGCGGCAGGAACGCCCGCCUCUGGUGCGAGGCCGGCCUCGUUUUCUACUUCCUCUACAUCGUCGACGGCUGGUUUGCCGCCCUCUUCACCGCCGGCAUGCUGCUCAACGACCUGGACCAGCUCGCCGCCAAGAACGAGCUGCCGGACUUCUUCACCCAGUUCCGGCCGCACAAGGACACCAUCUUCUACGCCAUGCUGACCAUCGCCGCCUACUUCGGCGGCUGCCCCGCGCACCACUCCGAGGUCGAGGAGCUGCGGAAGAACCCCGGGUGGUACCUGCUGUCCUUCCUCAAGCCGCAGGCCGUGCUCGACGCCAAGUGGUUCUUCCUCUUCUGGGCCGCCGUCUUCCUCGUCGCCUGCACGCCGCGCAUCCCCUGGCUCAAGCGCUUCUUCGAGUCGCGCUUCUGCCAGUACCUCGGCCGCGUGUCCUUCUCGCUCUACCUCGUGCACGGGCCCGUGCUGUGGACGCUCGGCGACCGCAUCUACGCCGCCGUCGGCUGGCCCAAGGACUCCCGCCUCAAGAACCUGCCCCAGUGGGUCGACCUGUUCCCGCUGCCCAAGACGGGCCCGCUCGGCCUCGAGGUCGCCUUCCUGCUGCCCCACAUCAUCCUCCUGCCCGUGACCUUCUACGUGGCCGAGGUGGUGACCAGGGCAUUUGACGAGCCCAGUGUCCGGUUCCCGCAGUGGUUGUACAAAACCGCGACUACCCGGCCGGCGAAGCUCCCAGCAUGAGAUUUCUUUUUAUUUAUGUUUGGUUCUCUCUCUUCUAGUUUGUAUUUGUUCUUUGCAGAUAUUCCUGACGUCCAUUUCUUCAGCGGAUAGGGACCGGUCAAGAUUCCUGUUUCUUUGUGCAUACUGUAAUGGCUGGUGGGAGAUAGAGGCGAGGGUUACUGGAUCGCAUUGACGUGAAGAAAAAAACCCACAUUUGGGUGUGGGAGAAAGAUUCUGGCUACUGUGUUCGGCGGCGGGCGGCACUCGGUAUGACGUUCCAUUGUAUUGUAUAUCCCUUGUAAAUCUAUUUCUUCGAGACCGUCAAGGCCUGGUAUUCAGGCGUGUGUGUGGAACGUCUUCUUGAGCUACUGACUCCCGAGUCAUCCCGUCAUCCCGACAGCGUGGAACAACCCCCCUGAGCAUUCUACCCCGUCCCUUUCCUCGCACAUUCCAUCUCGUAGCGUCGCACCAGAUGUCGCCGCCUUAGACGCGAGCUCCUAUCUCGA
Messenger RNA from Thermothielavioides terrestris NRRL 8126, 2103 nucleotides. RefSeq lists its product as uncharacterized. NCBI's taxonomy places the organism in Eukaryota, Fungi, Ascomycota, Sordariomycetes, Sordariales, Chaetomiaceae. The record is from RefSeq and is a predicted model, not a curated record. Gene Ontology annotation, molecular function: acyltransferase activity, transferring groups other than amino-acyl groups. Bases 107 to 1618 code for a protein of 503 amino acids. Gene Ontology annotation, biological process: polysaccharide biosynthetic process. The transcript has a single exon. Gene Ontology annotation, cellular component: membrane.